GGAAGCUCCUGAAAGUCCUGGUAAAUCUAUUUUUCUUCAUCAGAUAUGUGGCUUCUUCCAGCUAAUCAUAUUACGAAACGAUUACGUGUAAAACGUAAAUGCUCUUCGGUCCGGUUAGUCGUGUGUUGAUAUUAUUCAGACGCGCCAGUUUGAUGAAUGUUCUACAAGAAUUGUUAUAAUCGAUGAUUAUUACUAUAUUUGUCGGUAGGACUAGACAAUAUUGUUGAAGUUCCGUUUCAAGAAAAUGAAAGUGAACUUUGGAGACGUACCAGAGCCAGGGGACAGGUAUCAGCUGGGGGAGGUGUUAGGGACAGGAGAUUUCGGGAAAGUCUACCUAGCUACAGAUCAACAGGCAAACAGAAAGAAGGUUGCUGCGAAGAUUCAAAAGUACGAGGGAGAUGGAAAGGGGUUCAUAGGAGAGGAGUACGUGAUUCUAAGGGAUUUGAGUACGCACCUAAAUAUCGUGGACUUCUAUGGGGUAUACAAGAAAAGGAGUAACAUCUGGUUUAUAUUGGAGCCAUGCGAAUGUACUGCAAUAGACUUUGUUCUUGGCCUCCUAGCGAAGCACCGGAGAAUUUCCGAAGAUCAUAUAGCGUACAUCCUCAAAGAUGUUGUGAGGGCCUUGAUACAUCUACACGAAAAUAAAGUUAUCCACAGAGACGUAAAAGGAAGCAAUAUUCUCUUAACGAGAGAGGGUGAAGUUAAGCUCUGCGAUUUUGGCUUAUCUGUAAACCUGAGGAAACAAGAUGAAACAAUUACAGCAGUUUUGGGUUCUCCAUGUUGGAUGGCACCUGAACUUGUGAACGCCAGUCCAGACAAGAAAAAUGCUUGUUAUGAUAAUAGGGUUGAUUUAUGGGCAUUAGGAAUAACGGCAAUCGAGCUGGGAGAUAGUCAGGCACCUUUUCAGGAAAUGCACCCUAGUAGAGCAAUGUUCCAAAUAAUCAGAAAUCCCCCUCCAAUGCUGCAAAAAAUAUCUUACUGGUCUGAAAACUUCCAUGACUUCAUAAGCGAAUGUUUAACUAAAGAUUACGAAUAUCGGCCAUACAUGGCAGAAAUAAUAGAACAUCCAUUUUUGGCACAAGUUCCAGAGAAUAACUACCAUCUGUCUUUAGAACUGAAGACCCAGAUGAAAGACGUUAAGAUUGAUCCACGUAGAAGACCUCCAGAAGUCACUGUUAUCGACAAGAUGCUGAAGAGGGGCAUAAAAGAAGAACUUGAACCUAUGUACGAUGAAGACAUGGCUGCUCUGAAUAAUAUAAUGGAAAAUGAAGUAGUUGAUGUUCUCGAAAAGAGAUUUGAAUUAGGAGAACAGUACAGUUUUGUCGGUGAUAUUUUAUUAUCUUUGAAUCCUAAUUGCAGGAGAACUUUCUACGGCGAGGAGUACCAUCAUAAGUACCAAGCAAAAUCAAGAUCUGACAAUGCGCCUCAUAUCUACGCAGUAGCCGAUACUGCUUAUCAAAAUGCUAUGCAUCACAAUACUCCACAGCUUAUUUUGCUUUUUGGAGAAACCGGGUCUGGGAAAACCACAAACUACCUUGACUUGAUCGAUCACCUUUUUUACGUGGGUGAAAAUCAAAGUGUUGGUUCUCAAAGAAUUAAAAAUGCGAUACACCUGGUACAUUCUCUCAUACACGCUUCUACACCAUCAAACUUUUACUCUACCAGGGCUUUUUUAAAGACGGAAGUUUCGUAUGGUAAAUCCGGGAAACUGACAGGUGCAAACUUCAAAAUUCAUUGUCUUGAAAAGUGGAGAAUUUCUACGACAGAAAAUGUCCAGAGCAAUUUCCAUUUUCUAUAUUACGUUUACGAUGGCUUGGUUUCCAAAAAUAAAACUGAUAAAUAUAAACUAAGUCCAAAUAGGAGAUACCGUUAUUUGAGGACUCAUAGUGAAAAUACUGGCCAGCCUAGGGACGAUAUAGAAAGUAACGUUAUUAAAUAUAACCAAUUACUGGAAUAUCUUGACGAAUUAGAAUUUUCUGAAGAACAAGUUUCAACCAUACAUGCUAUUUUGGCAGCAAUUCUUCACCUAGGAGAGACUCGUUUUCAAGAAAACGAUGACUAUAUGGCAAUAUUGGAAGACCGAGACCCAGUGAACAAGCUUUCAAAAAUAUUGGAUAUAGACGAGUGCAAAAUGCGAUGGGCUUUAACAAACUACUGUGUAGUACGUAAAGGCAGCGUAAUAAAAAAAAGAAACACCUGUGAUGAGGCCCGAGAAGCUAGAGAUGUCUUAGCUAACACCUUGUAUGCCAGAAUGGUGGAUUAUAUUGUUAAUACGAUUAAUAGCAAACUUGAAAUCGGAAAGUCUAUUUUUGGCGCAAAAUACUUCGUGAAAAUUCUGGAUUACUUUGGUUUUGAAUGCUUCAAAAAUAACGGCAUCUCUCAACUUAUGGUGAAUAGUUUCAAUGAGCUGCUGCACUACCAUUUUUUACAAAGAACCUUUGCUUGGGAACUGGCUGAUUUGAAAACAGAGAAUAUUGAAUUUACACCUAUUAAAUACUAUAAUAACAAAAGUACGUUGAACGAAUUGCUUGAAAAACCUGAGGGUGUACUAUCUAUCAUCGACGAUGCUUCAAAGAAGGGACUGAGUAGCACAUAUAUUUCAGACAAUAUUUGUAACCAAGAAAAGCAGAAAGUCUUCAUAUACGAUGCAUCAAGUUUCACCAUAGCACAUUAUACAGGAAAAGUAACGUACAAUUGCAACGAAAUGGCUUCUAAGAAUAGAGAUUUUUUGCCUCCAGAAAUCAUAGAGACUAUGAGAAUGUCUGAAAAUCCUAUCAUCAGCAUGUUGUUUACGAAUAAGCUCGACAGAACGGGGAAUUUGAUAUUAUCGUUUGAAGAAUUUCGUAAAAAUAGAUAUAACUUUUCCUCGAAGUCAUCAAGUAGUCGCCAAUAUUCUCAAAUAAAAAAGAUGCGUACCCAAGCUACAAUCUUCAAGACCCUUUGCGUGGAGCUACUGAAAGAGCUGUCUGUAGGAAGUGGUUCUGGCAGUACCCAUUUUGUCAAGUGUAUCCGUACUGAUCUUCGCCGGACCCCAGGCAAGUUUAGGAAGGAGUUGGUUAGACAGCAAGUGAGAGCCAUGGUUAUUACUGAGGCUGCCAGGAUCAGAAAGGAAGGGUACUCGCAAAGGAUUGGAUUCCAAGAGUUUCUCAGAAGGUACAAAUUUCUAGCCUUCGAUUUUGACGAAAAUGUCGAAAUAUCUGGAGACAACUGCAGACUCCUGUUGAUACGCCUCAAGAUGGAGGGUUGGGCAUUAGGAAGGUCCAAGGUGUUUCUCAAGUAUUACAAUGAAGAGUAUUUAUCCAGGCUCUAUGAGACGCAAGUGAGGAAGAUUGUGAAGAUUCAGAGCAUACUUAGAGGAUUCUUGGUAAAGUGCAAGCUAGCUAAGCAAGUGAAAGAACAGGAACAUGAGUGCAGUAAGUUAUAGUGCACCCUGUAGGAGUUAUUGGCAAAUAGCAAUCAGGUUUAAAUACUUUGGUGCAGUAUUAUAUCUAUUAUAUUGCUUAGAAAAGACUAAAUAAAUAUAUUAAGAGUUCUUAUAGCUUAUUCUUCAUUGAAAAGAAAUUAUAUACGAUGGUGAAGCGUCAUAAGGCAACUGUUCUCAUUGAGCAGGUUAGGCAUAUCUUCAAAUGACAUUUAUUUUUCACUGCUGACGACUUGGAAGCUAUGUAUGUGUAAGAUAGGAGUUGAAUUGGUCAGGUCAAUGAAGAUAUGUUUUUUAGUUGAAACUAUUCAAGAAAGGAGGAGACGGAAAAGUAGCAUUUUGACAGAAGACGAAGCUGCUGGAAUCUUACAAAGAGCAUAUAAAAGAAGAUCAGCUAAGCACACUCAAAGUACACUAGAGCAGCUACAAGAAGCUGACCGUAUUUUUAUUAGACCUUACGCAGCCAAGUGGCAGAAAAACUCCAUAUUUUCAGUUCUCAUGAGAUAUCGAGCUGUUAAACUUCAACAUUUCUUCAAUUUGUCCCAACAGGUUCAUAUUUACAAUCAAGCUGUUUUUCACAAUAUGCAAAAAGUACAAGAAGGUGUGGACGUACGCGCUAUUGAUCCAAGAGCCACUGUUUCACUGUGGCUUGGAGAAGUCAAGACAACUGUUCACAAACUCCAUUUUCGUUUAGAUGAAUUACCAUUUUAUGACACAUCGUUCAUGUGCGAUUCAGGAUCAAACUUAGGGAGUUUUGCUGAAAGAGAGGAACCCUGGGACACUCCGUAUCGCUGGAGGGAGACUCAACUACAAAUAAAAGAGGUGAAUUUCAAUGAGAACAAAGAAAGAGGAAUGUUGUCUAAUACCGAAUAUUGUCGGGAUCCCGAUGAAGCACUACCGUCUCUUCCUGAAAUGGAAGAUGAAACUGAAGGCUCUGAUGAGGUGGAAGACGAAAAACCAGAUAUGGAGAAGCUGGAGAAAGACUGCUUCAAUAAGAAUAUUCGAAACAAUAAGCCUAUACAACCAAAGCCGAGGACUAAGCUAAAGAAGCAAGAGCCAGAAUUUAAAAGCGUCAACGUACAUAAGUCAGAUUAUACACCUACAUACAAAGCCAAAGUUGAUCGUGAAAAUUUCAUCAACAACUCAUCACCAGCCAACAAGGAUUUUGAGUUCAUCAAAGCCACUCCAGUUACUGUGAGACCAAGGUACUCAGUCAACCCUAUCGAAGAACUCAGAAGUUUGGCAAGAAGAGACAGUGAUGCCAAGGAAGAUGACCCUCCCUUCAAUUUUCAAGGCAUGCUCAGGAAAACCAACUUUAGGAGAGAUUCGUUGAAGAAUGCCUUGGAGGGUAGAAGAGACUCUUUGAAGAACGCAUUGGAGGCAGUUAGGAGGUUUUCUUUGCCAAAUGAUGCUGACGAUGAGAAGGGUGAUAGGCAGAAAGGUGAUAAAGGCAUGCGAGCUAAACAGAUUUCUUUUGAGGUUAUGCCUGGGCUGGUUAUGGAAGGAGUAGAGGUUGAUCUUUAGAGCUUCAUGAAGAGUUACCAGAGAGAUUUUACGUACUUUAUAAUUAAAAUACGGAAAAAGUCUUAGUAGACUGGAAAAAUUUGUUCCAAAUAGCAAUUAUAUUAUUGCUAGUGGUCUCUAUACUCCCUAGGUCUGCUAAAAAAUAUAUUGUUUUCCUUUAGGUUAGAUUGGAACUUAAGAACACUGAACAUCAUUUUGGUUACACUCUAGCUUAUCCAUGGCGUAGUUUUCAGUUCUAUGUUAUAUAUAACUGCUGUUAUAGGAAUUUUGAAUAAAUGGAUAGCUCAGGUUACGAUCUUAUUCGUUCCCAUCUGGUUCACACAACCUACUGUAUCUCCUACAGAAGGUACAGGGUGCGGCAGCAUACCUUCCUUUUUGAAAAUGCGCGCAAUUCAGUCGGUUGAUGACGUAGCAUAGUGCUAAUGCUCUCGUUCGAGAUACGGUACCGAUACCAUAAAGUUUCAUCCCGAUACGGUUCAGUCGCUAUCAUGAGUUGGGAUAGUGAGGAGUAUGCUUUUGACGUUGAGGCUUACUUUUCGAGUGGAUGUUCUGUGAUCAGGAGCUGGAGUUUCUUGUCCCAUUCGAUCACCUCAAAGCAUUGAGGCAGUGAGAGCUCUAAUGUUGCGUCAACC
Messenger RNA from Acanthoscelides obtectus, 5577 nucleotides. The record is from the annotation of a GenBank genome assembly. NCBI's taxonomy places the organism in Eukaryota, Metazoa, Arthropoda, Insecta, Coleoptera, Chrysomelidae.